Molecule: messenger RNA, 1262 nt
Organism: Anthonomus grandis grandis
Lineage: Eukaryota; Metazoa; Arthropoda; Insecta; Coleoptera; Curculionidae
Exons: 3
Coding region: 602-1186 (194 amino acids)
Source: RefSeq, a predicted model, not a curated record
CUUUUUACCUAUAUAACUUCAGCAGAUUUUUAAAUCAAAAUGCAAAAUUUCGAGAGCUGAUCAAUUGUUGGAAUAAAAAUUGUGAUACUGAAGUAUUCUUUUGUCGACAGCUGAAUCCUGUAAUAGAAGGGACAAUCAUAUUGGUAUUUGCUGGUUAAAAAAAAAAUCCUUUUUUUAAUCGAAAAAUGUAAAAGAUUUAAAGUCAACAAAAUUUGUCGUCGUUAAACCGGUAUCUCGUCGCCGAAUUAAAAAUUUGAAACUGUCGUUUUCUAAAAGAAUUUUUUAUGAUUCGUUCUAUUUUUGAUGCUAAAUACAUUAAUGUGACCCAGUAUGAUAUAUUACGGUAACGAUAUUUAAUCGGCCACAGAUUUCAAAAAAAUCAGUGGCUCAGUCUUUAUUUGUUAUACAAAUUAUAGCAAUAGGACCCAUUUCCGUUAUAUUGACAUGUACUAGAUUGUAACAAUUAUCACCAAGCAUCACUAGGUGCCAUCAAACUGAGAAAUGUAUAAUUUUUACCAGUUGAUAUUUGAAUAUUGUUAAUAGCUGAAAACAGCUGCUCUAGAUUAUUUUGUGUUGUUUUUUUUCACCCUUAAUUUUUAAAAUGUGUUAUAUAGUGUUUUACAGUUUUGUUGUUUUAUUUUUUUCCUUAAAUGGCAUUUAUUGUACCACCACAGUGUUACCACCAUCAACUACAGAAACGAGGUUACCAAUCGCAACAACGCAAAAAACUCCGGCUUCAUCUGAAAAAUCUUUGUAUGAGAAAGGUCUUCGAGAUUACGACGAGGAACAACAAUCGAUCAGGCAAUCAAGAGGGAUGAUGAUGGACGAUAAUAUAAUUUAUCAUGAUGACCACCACCACGAGGAGCCAAAAAUGGAAAUGAAGGAAGAAUCAAAAGCAGCAGUCGCUGAUCCGUGGGAAGGAUAUUAUGAUUUUAUUAUUAAUGAAGGCAGUUUUAAAUUUUGGGCAGCUUUUCAGCUGGUCACUGCCGCCCUCCUUAUUUAUUCGGCGUUUGCUGCAGUCUACUAUGCAAAAUUCAACGUUAUAACGACAGAUUACGAUUAUUAUGACGAUUUUUAUGGAAGAGGUCGAGAAAACCCAGCAAAGCCAACAUUCUCAUGGGCCGGACUAUCAUCACAAACUUUUCAAAGAAUAAUGGAUGCGAUAUCGUCAAAAAAAUAUUCAUAGUAUUUAAGUAAGAAAAAAAUAUAAAAAAAAAAUAAAAUAACUACUUUAUUUGAAGUUCUUAUAUGUAUUAUAUUAA